CCUGAAAAUGGUGUACAACGAUUAUGAGGAAAGUUUUGCAUCUGCACCUGUCAGAUAUGCUUUAGAUGAUCAUGAUAGUGAUGAAGAAUUAGAAGCUAGUGUUCAAAACCAAAAAAUAACUGUUGAGAUCAACUUGGCUAUGGUAACUAAAGAAGAUGAUGAUACCAAAUGGACUAUCGUUAUUGGUCCAGAAGGACCUGGCAGUGUUUAUAUUAAUUCACUUGAAGGUCAAAGCACAACAGCCAUUGGUUUAAUAACUCGAUUGUUUGAAGGAACCCAUCCAGAAAUAAAAGCAACUAUUUAUCAAUUAGUUAAACAGCCUAUUUUAUUAAUACCUUUUACUACCCAAAUACCGCCAGAAGAGGCUAGUCUUUAUACAAAAUCGAUUUUAAAUAGUUUUUCUGGUAAAAUGGAUAAAGUCAUUGUGUUAGAUUCCUUUACAACAACUGGAUAUAUUACCAAGGAUUAUAAUGAGAAUUUAGCUCCUCCCUUUUUACGUAUCUUGCAAACAACCACUGCCCCCAUUGUUAAAGGUUUAGCACCUUAUGAGUGUCCUAAUAUUAUUAAGGGUUUUACUGCUUCCUUGAUCAGUUAUUGUGAGAUGCAUUCUAUUCCUUGCUAUAAUUUAUUAACACUUCAAGAAUCAGUGUAUGCUGCUUUAUUAAUCACAACAGAGACUUUAGAAGCAUACAAUAUAGGUUUACGACAAUUAGGUUUGGAUUUUUCAUUUAAUGAACAUUUAAUGAGAAAAAUUUUAAAAACUCGUCAUACUGGUCGCAUUGAUGACAAUCAUCAUCGCUUAUAUCUUUAAAUUCAUAUAGUAAUAAUAAUAAUAAAAAAAAAACGCAUAUGUAUAUGAAUAUCAAUCUAUUAUAUACAUAUAUUUAUUCUUACAGAUUUCUUUCUUUCCUUUU
Molecule: messenger RNA, 914 nt
Organism: Cokeromyces recurvatus
Lineage: Eukaryota; Fungi; Mucoromycota; Mucoromycetes; Mucorales; Mucoraceae
Exons: 3
Coding region: 8-811 (267 amino acids)
Biological process (GO): proteasome core complex assembly
Cellular component (GO): endoplasmic reticulum
Molecular function (GO): proteasome binding
Source: RefSeq, a predicted model, not a curated record